GUUUUUGUGCAGAAAUUCCGAGACAUUCACCUUAAAUCUUAAAGGACAGAGAGAGAGAGAGAGAGGCUCAUUCAUAAAGCGCUGAAGUGCUCCUGCCAGCGCAGUGUUGCAUUUAUUUCUACUCACCAGCAAAACAAAAAAGGACAUCACCUUAAAAGGAGGAAUGCCGAUGCAAAAAAAAAAAUAGAAGCAACUUAUUUAUGAGCCAAGAAGUCAAUUUCUGCUUUAGGUUUUUUUUUCUUGAAGUUUAAAGACAAAAACUUUAUAAAGGUUUUGUGUUAUCUGGCGCAGAGUCAUCUUCGGGGGCGGGCGAUUGCUGCACGAAGUUUCACGUUGGACUGGAGUCUCUAUUUCUGUGCGCUUUGAAUUUUGGUCAGGGGAUUAUAUAUGUGGUGUUUGCACGUCUCAAACCACAGAAGAGCCACAAGGCUAACCGAGCUACAAAACCACGCUGCCCCCAAAAAUAAAAGAUCUAGAAAGAGAAAGCUGCGAGAAUUAUUCAUUGGCUGUGGAAGGGGAAAAAAGUAACUUGGAAUAAUUUGCCAAGCGAGCUGCUGUGCUGGAUAAAAUCACCGUGCAUUUUCUUUUUUUUUUGUUUUGUUAAAGAAAGUCGCCUCUUCGUACUUUUUUUUACUUUACUCGAUAGUCUGCACCGACAGUUUCGGCUAACAUCUCCUCGAUAUGCAGUGGCAGAGCCGCCGUCUAUCAGAACCGUGGCCCGGGACUGCAAAGUAAAAGGGGGUCCGACAGCAAGACGUCUACAGGUGGACAGUUUAACCCGCGUCUGGUCGAACUGAUCGCACGCCUACGCCUGGGUGCUUGCGGCCGAAACUAGCGCCGGAGACUCGAGCGAAACCUUCACCUCUCCAGAGACUGUGGGUCGCAGGUGGAUUGAGGGAGGGAGAGAGACAGAGAGAGAGAGACAGAGAGAGAUCCUCGCACGGACCAAGUUGCAGCCCGGUGUUUUGAGAAUUUUUGUCUUUGAGAUUUGCUAAGCUUUGUUGUGAUGCGUAUCCCUGUAGAUACCAACACCAGCCGCCGGUUCACGCCGCCUUCCACCACGCUCAGCACGGCGAAGAUGAGCGACCCUCUCCCGCUGGCGCCGCCGGACAGCGCUCUCGGCAAACUGAGGACGGCCGAUCGCAGCAUGGUCGACGUGUUGGCCGAUCACCCAGGAGAGCUGGUGCGGACCGACAGUCCAAACUUCCUCUGCUCCGUCCUACCCACGCACUGGAGAUGUAACAAGACCCUUCCUAUCGCAUUUAAGGUGGUUUCCCUGGGAGACGUUCCCGACGGGACUCUGGUCACGGUCCUGGCCGGCAACGACGAGAACUACUCGGCAGAGCUGCGCAACGCCACGGCCGUCAUGAAGAACCAGGUCGCCCGUUUCAACGAUCUGCGAUUCGUCGGCCGGAGUGGACGAGGGAAGAGCUUUACGUUGACCAUCACCGUGUUCACAAACCCUCCUCAAGUCGCCACUUACCACCGGGCUAUCAAGAUCACCGUGGACGGGCCCAGAGAGCCCAGAAAUACAAGGCACAUCCAGCCAUCGCCGCCAUGGACCUACGACCAGUCCUACCCUUAUCUCGGCCAGAUAUCAGCACCCUCUGUUCACCCUGCAACUCCCAUCUCCCCCGGCCGGGCAAGCGGCAUGCCGACAAUCACAGCAGAAAUUUCCAGCAGGCUUUCAGGGGCGUCGGAUCUCACGGCAUUUGGGGACCCGAGAAUGGGGAUCGACCGCCAGUUCUCGACUCUCCCACCCCUCUCCGAUGGCCGCUUUCCAGAUCCCCGAAUGCACUACCCGGGGGCUUUUGCCUACACGCCUACUCCGGUGACCACCGGGAUAGGAAUCGGCAUGUCAGCCAUGACGACCGCGGCGCGCUAUCACACCUACCUGCCUCCCCCAUACCCGGGCUCCGCCCAGGGCCAGGCCGGGCCCUUCCAGACAAGCACCUCUCCCUAUCAUCUUUACUACGGCACCUCCACCGGCUCCUACCAGUUCUCCAUGAUGACCGGCGGAGAGAGGUCGCCUCCACGCAUAUUGCCCGCCUGCACUAACGCCUCCACGGGAUCCAGCCUCCUCAACCCAAACCUACCCAGUCAAAGCGACGCGGAUGGAAGCCACAGCAAUUCACCAACAAACAUCAGCACCACGGGGCGGCUAGAAGAAACCGUGUGGAGACCUUACUAACACCCCGCCCGGCUAGCAAGACCUUUCAUCGGCGAAUUUACCAAACAGACCCAAUGGGCAAGGCAAGAGCUUAGAUUGCGAAAGGGACAUCAUCGCGUUGAUUGGUUACCGUCCUUUUUAUUUUAUGUUGUUACCCAACUUGUUUCUCGUCUGCUGGCAUCUUUCGUCGCGCACCUUAUCGUGAAGCAAACGUUUUCAGUUUAUUUCAGCCGAUUUGACACUCGCCCAUGUCCUUUCGGCAUUAAAGAUAAACAGACUGAAGUCGCUCUCAGUCAGUGGAUUGGAGCAAAUUUGAACUGCAGAGAAUUUCCGUGUCAAAACCUGACGUUAACAUCAGUUAGUGGUUUUUUGUUUUGUCUACUAACCCGCCACAUUUGGACAGGCAGGCACUGCUACACACGGGCCAGGAGCACUCACGUGAAAGUGUAUUUUUGUAUUUUUUCCAAACAUCUUUGUGUGUUUUUUUAACUAAACGUUAACAACACCGGCCUUCUCUGGGUCCCAAAUACCUCCAGGUUAUUUGGGAGAGCAGAGUUCGAACACUCAAUGCCUUGAAACACGCCCUUCUCAUCGAGGGAAGAGAAAAAACACACUCACAUUUAUUUGAUCUAUGAUCGGAUAGCGGUUGCUUCGUGCCUGUUUGAUACAGAGCGGACUUACCUAAGUGAGGUGGAGAGGGGAGGAAAUGGAUUGGGGGUCUUGUACCUUGCUCGACCGUUCACAGGUUGAGGCUGUGUUUAUGCUAAACCAAGAGACGCCGAUGUCAGUAGCUUUUCUUCCUCGGCCGGCAGUUCCCCCAAAGAGGCACUGCAUGCAAAUAUUGAGCUCUGCUCGUUCGCACCACAAAUGGUCUAAAAACUACCGAUGGAGUCGAGUAAAUAACAUUUCCAGAUGGUCCCCGACCGAACCACAGUCGAUCUGUUGAGUUUGCAGACGUGAACACGAAAUGGGGGAAAGAUGGACAGAUAACAUUGCAACAUCAACAAGUUCCAGGUGCGCCAGAAACUAGAGGACAGACAUCCCUGAACCACGCACAUUCUGGGAGUCAACUUCCAAAACAAAAGGUCGCGGCUUUUAUAGAUAUCGGUUGAAUGUUAUUUAAUUUGCAUUGUGAGUAUCGUUUCAUUUGCUGGUCAACACAGAGAGAGAGAAAAAAAAGAUGAUGGCAAAGCGGGACUUUAAAUCAGUGUUUCAAAGAGUGGAACACGAUUGCGAAGAGGAAGAUGUUGGGCUGCAGGCAGCAAAUUAGCUGGAUUUGUUAUUUAAAGCUUGGGUUUCCAAGAAUUCCUUGUUUGUUCUUUAAAACAAUAUCAAAGGAGCACCUGUGUCUAUUUGCUACCUUACAGAAUUAAAAUAUGUCAGCUGUCUUUUACGUGUGUGCAGUGUGCUGUCGCACGAAUGGACCAUUUACCCGAUUCUGAUGAACUAUAAAUAGUAUCACUUUCUCGAGUCAAGCUUAUUAUUGUACUUACAUUUGUAAAUAAGCAAGAGUUUUUUUUUUAAAAACCUCCCAGCACCUCAUUGCUAGUAAAUAUACAGACAUCAUCACUCCGCUUCACACUGCUCUCAAGUGUCUCAUUUUUGGUCAAAUAAUUUUUUCAAUAGCCAUUCGCAAAACUCUAUAGUUUUUUUAAUUCUUGUUGUUUUCCGAAUCUAGAUACUGUGGGUGUAACAUCACACGCAUUGUGAAAAUCUCUUCCCUGAUCACUGCAAAUCACCCAUUAGAUGCCUUUCCUUUCAGCUCAGCAGAUGCCUACCGCGGUAAAUGAUAUCCAGAGCGGCUGGACUGCUGCAGGUUUUCUGAUGAACAUUCAUACUCUUUGUACCAAAGUUUCUUGAACGAUUUAAUAGUUCUGUGGCUGGCUAAUAAAUUAGUUUGUUGGACAAGUA
Messenger RNA from Amblyraja radiata (thorny skate), 4081 nucleotides. RefSeq names its product runt-related transcription factor 1. NCBI's taxonomy places the organism in Eukaryota, Metazoa, Chordata, Chondrichthyes, Rajiformes, Rajidae. The transcript is spliced from 5 exons. Bases 1007 to 2191 code for a protein of 394 amino acids. Gene Ontology annotation, cellular component: nucleus. The record is from RefSeq and is a predicted model, not a curated record. Gene Ontology annotation, biological process: neuron differentiation; regulation of cell differentiation; ossification. Gene Ontology annotation, molecular function: RNA polymerase II cis-regulatory region sequence-specific DNA binding; ATP binding; DNA-binding transcription factor activity, RNA polymerase II-specific.